AUGAACCUCGAUACACAGUUGACGGCAUUGUUGGUCGGAAUCAGAGCAUGUCUCCUAUGUUCAAACGAUGGCAGGAUAAUCCAAAAUGCACUCCUGGCUCUGGAAGGCAUCUCGCUGCUUCUCGAAGCAGAGCAACGCGUCUAUGCUCCUUCUACAAGGACUCAAACACCUGAAAACAACUGUUUAUCGUCUGAGCAGUCAGAUGGUAGCCCGCAAGGGCCUGUGGAUACCAUGAAGGAACAAUUCGCAUUCGGAAAUAUUGCACUUGAUGAUAACGAGAGUACGUUGAUCGCAAGAAGACUUAUCAGGGAUGCAGCUAUAAGAGUCGGACAGAACCUUCGGUGGAUCGGUAUGAAGCUUAAGUCCGGGAUAACAGGCUCUAUCCAUCAUCCUCAACGACUUGACCAGGAAAGAGAACUGGCUAUGGGCCGUGUAAAGAUUAUUGUGGCAAGAACAUCUUUACAUUUCUCAUAA
Messenger RNA from Fusarium verticillioides 7600, 474 nucleotides. RefSeq lists its product as hypothetical. NCBI's taxonomy places the organism in Eukaryota, Fungi, Ascomycota, Sordariomycetes, Hypocreales, Nectriaceae. The transcript has a single exon. The coding region runs from base 1 to 474 and encodes 157 amino acids. The record is from RefSeq and is a predicted model, not a curated record.